CCGGCGCGAGUGGGUGCUUGGAGCCCGUCAAUCUCGGGUGUGGGUAGGUUCCUCAUCCUCCUUCUCCUCUCGGCUGCUGCAGGUUUUGCAGCGCGAGGUUGGGAUUCUCGACGUGCUCCGACCCGCCACACGUGCCCGAGGCAAUCGUGACCCCACCCGAGACCGCCUUGUGUUCCAGAGCUUUGGCAGUUGGCUGUUACAAGUCACGCUAAAAUCCAAGUCCUAGGCGAGGAUUUUAUCACUUCGCAUCAUCUUGUAGAGGAGGUCUGUCUCGCACUGACCAGGUUCUUUCAUCUUGGUCCUACGAGAGAACGAUGUAAAAUCUCUCCUGCUUCAAUUUGUUGCUGUAGCAGCAGGCAGUUGGGGAGUGGGUGUCGUUGGGGAUAAGCCGAGGUUGUAUUGCGUGGAAAAACGCUUGGAAGGAGCUGUGACUUGAUUGUGUGCUGUACUGAAGCUGUGGAGGCGUGAGAGAUGGGUUACAGUGUGGGUGCGUUCGUGCCGGUGGAGACAGGCAAUAUGGAGAGUGGUUCUCUGUCAGUAGAUAAUGAAGUUCCUCAGGUGGGCUUGGAGAAGAAGCCCUUGUUGUCUCCUUACCAGCUGGGUCCUUUCAAGCUUUCUCACAGGAUUGUGUUAGCACCACUUACCAGAUGUCGAUCAUACCACACUAUACCGCAACCAUCACAUGCUGCGCUCUAUUACGCGCAACGCACCACACGCGGGGGGCUCCUCAUAGCCGAAGCUACUGGGAUUAAUGAAACCUCGAAUGGGUAUCCACACACUCCAGGGAUUUGGACGCAAGAGCAAAUGGAAGCAUGGAAGCCUAUUGUAAAAGCUGUUCAUGAUAAGGGAGGCGUAUUCUUCUGUCAGAUAUGGCACGUCGGCCGAGUGUCUCAUGCUUCGUAUCAACCCAACGGCGCAGCACCUGUUUCUUCGAGCAGCCAAACCUGCACUUCAGAUAAAAUAUACCUGCCACAAGCGGAUGGUGCGGUGGAAUGUUCCACACCCCGACCAUUAGAGAUUCAUGAGAUUGCUGAGUACGUGGACGAUUUCCGUAAGGCUGCCCGCAAUGCUAUUGAAGCAGGUUUCGAUGGGGUCGAGAUUCAUGGUGCACAUGGUUUUCUCAUCGAUCAAUUUUUGAAAGAUGGCAUCAAUGACAGAUCAGACAAGUACGGUGGAUCCAUGGAAAACCGGGCCCGCUUCCUGGUUGAAAUUGUGGAAGCAGUGACAGAAGAGAUUGGUGCUGACCGAGUUGGAGUGAAACUCUCUCCAUUCUCACAUUCAUACGGUGCCACCGAUUCUGACGCUACUGGUCUCUCUGUGUUCCUUGCAGAGACUCUGAAUCGGUACAACCUCCUGUACCUGAUGGGAGUUGAGGCAAGCGGGUGUGGUGAUGAGGAGUCAGCCGAAAGCUUGUGGCCCAUGAGGAAGGCCUUUAAAGGCACUUUUUUCAUCGGUGCUAGUGCCGGGGCUGAAGAGGGGCAUGAAGCUGUUAGGAAUGGGAAAGCGGAUAUGGUUGUUUAUGGAAGGUUGUUCCUUGCUAAUCCAGAUCUGGUGAAGAGGUUUGCUUUGAAUGCUCCAUUGAACGAUUACAACAGGGACACUUUCUACUCACAAGAUCCUGUUGUUGGCUACACAGACUAUCCCUUCCUUGAAGAUGUAGAAUCUCAACGAUUAGAUGCAACAAAAUACACUCCUUUGAAUACCAAGAUAGCAGAAUUCUGUUCACGUGCCACUGUCUUGUGAGAAGUAAGCAAUGGCAUUGUGCAUUGUAACAAGUGGCCUUCAUAGAUGAAGAUCGGCGUUGUGGCCAGUUGUGCUCCUGUUAUGAGCCUUGGGGUAGGGUCCUCCAGAGUAAGAAUCAUGGAGAGGAUUUAUUUGCUGCUCAGAAGUAUGAAGCUCAGUCAAUACGAUAGAGAUAAGAGCUGGUUGCUUUCUAUGUGUAGUUGAUCCAUUGCAGGGAGUGAAGAUCGAGGUCAUGCAUUAAAUUGGUGUAUACUGAAGGACGUAACCAGCAUUGUAUAGAAAUUAAUCAAUUUAGCGGAAAUUGAUUCAGAAGAUGAAACUUGUCUACAUUUUUUCCACCUCACUGAAAUAAACUGGAUUUAGUACUUUGACGUAGAACAAAGCUCUUAUUCAAGCUA
Physcomitrium patens is the source of this 2141-nucleotide messenger RNA. RefSeq names its product putative 12-oxophytodienoate reductase 11. The record is from RefSeq and is a predicted model, not a curated record. Lineage: Eukaryota; Viridiplantae; Streptophyta; Bryopsida; Funariales; Funariaceae. Gene Ontology annotation, molecular function: oxidoreductase activity; FMN binding.